This is a messenger RNA of Colletotrichum orchidophilum, 561 nucleotides long. RefSeq lists its product as uncharacterized. The record is from RefSeq and is a predicted model, not a curated record. Bases 1 to 561 code for a protein of 186 amino acids. NCBI's taxonomy places the organism in Eukaryota, Fungi, Ascomycota, Sordariomycetes, Glomerellales, Glomerellaceae. The transcript is spliced from 2 exons.
AUGGACAAUCUCAACAUCCGCACCAAAGACGAUACCAAUGCCUCGGGCAAUAUUCAGCUGACAGAGAUCGGCCCUAAAGCCUUGACACGUGAAAUCAUCACAAUGCAAAACGCGACCCGAGACGUCAUCCAGGCUCUCCAGCACUCGGGCGCCGAAGAGAGCUAUAUCCAGGCUUUCAAUGAGCAACAGAACUCCAUCAUCGACAUUGCUCGGAAGGCGGAAAAGGCGGCUCAGGAGGUCGACCAGAUGACUCUUGCCUCUAAGAACAUGCUGAAAUACGCCAACCUGGUGGGCCCUGAGCUUUCAAUCGCUAGCGAUAAAUACGACUUCCUUUCGCAGGACUAUCGCGAUAACAUGAAGAGGAUGGUAGGUAUUGAGCGCAAGCAGGACGAGGUUCUCCAUCUCAAGAAUAAGGUGGUGACUUUGGAGGCUCGUAUGGUGGAGGCAGACAACAAGAAUGCGAACUUGGAGCGUCACUUUGCGGAGGCGUGCCAGGUGAUCGAGUUGUUGAAGAAAGAUGUGGAGGACAUGAAAGCCAAGAAGUCUGCCUUAGAAGUCUAG